This is a messenger RNA of Belonocnema kinseyi, 399 nucleotides long. Its product is annotated as ATP synthase subunit b, mitochondrial-like. Gene Ontology annotation, biological process: proton motive force-driven ATP synthesis. Lineage: Eukaryota; Metazoa; Arthropoda; Insecta; Hymenoptera; Cynipidae. The record is from RefSeq and is a predicted model, not a curated record. The transcript is spliced from 3 exons. The coding region runs from base 1 to 399 and encodes 132 amino acids. Gene Ontology annotation, molecular function: proton transmembrane transporter activity.
AUGGUCGUAAAUUGUUUUUCAGGGCCUUACAUGUUUGGUCUCGGAGUCUCGACCUACCUCCUUUCCAAAGAAAUCUACAUUCUCGAGCACGAGUAUUACUCCGGAUGCUCUCUCUUCCUGGUUCUGUGCGGCGGUUAUUACAAAUUCAAGCCACAAAUCAGCGCCUUCCUCGACAAAGCAAUUACCGAUUACGAGGAAUCGUGGAACACUGGAAGGACCCAGGAGAUCAAGGCGAAUGAAGAGCUCAUCGAGAAUCUGAAGAAAGAGCAGUGGAGAACCGAUGCGCAGAAAAUGAUUCUCGAUGUUAAGAAAGAGAACAUCAAAAUGCAGUUGGAAGCCGCAUAUAGAGAACGCGUCGCUCGUGUUUACAGCGAGAAAUGUUCACAACUAGAAAUUUGA